UUUCAUUUCUCACACUUCGUGACAGCGCGCAGCUUAUGCUAGCGUUGGUUGCAAGUGUGGAGCGCUUUAAGGUGGUCACAUUCGAACGUUUCAUCUUUAUCUGCCGGAAAGGAGCAGCCCAAAUCAAAGGUGGUGAAAGUUUAUCCAACAUACAAAUCAGCAUUCAGAUGCGAUAGAAAUUAUGGCGACUAAAAUACUGAAGCCCAAGACGAAGAAGGGCGAGCGAGUGCUCGCAAAGCGAGCUCCGAAGCUGGAUGAGAACCCAAAGAACGCACUCCUGCUGUUUGGGGGUAAAACCAGCGCUGUAAUCAAGAACGUGAUUUCAGAGCUGUACACGCUGAAAAGGUUCGAAGAGCAGGCCAAAAAGCUGACACGCAACAAUGAGAACAUCCGGCCGUUUGAGGGGGGCAUGGAGCAACCGCUUGAGCGGCUCGCGCAGCAACACGAUUGCAGUAUGUUCGCAUUUGCCUCCCACUCCAAGAAGCGGCCGCACAACCUCGUGCUUGGCAGGAUGUUCGACCACCAUCUCUACGACAUGGUCGAGCUCGGGGUGGACCGCUUUCGUAGCCUGAAGGAGUUCCCAAAGGUGGCGUCGCAAGUCAUGGCGGGCUCAAAGCCGUGCUUCGCGUUCGCGGGGCAGGAGUUCGAGACGAAACCCGAGUACAAGCUACUGAAAAACAUCCUCCUAGACUUCUUCCGGGGAACGGUCGUCAAAACAGUAAAUCUGAGGGGUCUGGAUCGAGUCUACGUGGUCGUAGCAGCGGCCGGCAAAGUGCGGAUACGUCACUGCGUCAUCAAACUGAAAAAGUCGGGUAGUACAGUGCCGCGGAUAGAGCUGGAAGAGAUGGGCCCCUCCAUGGACCUGACCGUCCGGAGACAUCGGCCGCCGUCUGACGAUCUCAGUCGGGAAGCGCUCAAAAUGGCGCCCAAGCCCACCAAAAAGAAGGUCAAGAACACGGCGAUGGACUCUUUGGCGGGCAAGGUCGGGCGGAUCUACAUGCCCAAGCAGGAGGUGGACAAGCUGGGGCUGUCCAAAAUGAAGGGUCUGAAGAGGGAGCGGCGAGACGUGGCAGCGGAAAAGUCGCGGAAUGUGAAUGGGGGGGUCAGUGUCAGGCAGGGAAAGCCCCCUCGACUAGAAGAGAAGCCGUCAGCAAAAAGACGACGGAUAAGAGAGGACCCUAUUCGGUAGACGGAACGAACCUCUCGGAAGGUUUCUCGAUCCUCAUUUCAAAAGGAGCUCACUUGUCUCAUGUUUCUCUGACUUAUUCAGGCUGUUCCCAUGUCUUGGCGGUUUGAUUGCGCUUUUUUGCAUCGUGCAUACUGUAUCGGGUUGGAGAUCGUUUCGAAGUGAACGUUGUGUGUAUGCUCAGGAACCUUACCAUGUCGAAGUUGAGUAGCUUUGUGAACUUUGUUUAUCGAAUGAUAGGUUGCACGAACUUCCUACUUUAGGGUUUGUAUGGGAAUACCGUCGCUGCUACUUACUACAUGACGUUUGUUUUCUAAUCAAUUCUUGUGCAGGCCAG
Klebsormidium nitens is the source of this 1523-nucleotide messenger RNA. The record is from the annotation of a GenBank genome assembly. NCBI's taxonomy places the organism in Eukaryota, Viridiplantae, Streptophyta, Klebsormidiophyceae, Klebsormidiales, Klebsormidiaceae.